Molecule: messenger RNA, 3057 nt
Organism: Tachyglossus aculeatus (Australian echidna)
Lineage: Eukaryota; Metazoa; Chordata; Mammalia; Monotremata; Tachyglossidae
Product: vomeronasal type-2 receptor 26-like
Biological process (GO): G protein-coupled receptor signaling pathway
Cellular component (GO): membrane
Molecular function (GO): G protein-coupled receptor activity
Source: RefSeq, a predicted model, not a curated record
AUGGAGGCCCCAAUGAACAGAAAAAUGCCCCAAAUACAGGAGCAAGGCUUACUAGAAAUAACAUGGACCUGGGAGUUAGGAGACCUUGGUCAUAGCUCCAUCUUCACCAAUCAGUUUCUUCAUCUAAACAAUGAGGAUAAUGUGAAGAUUAUGAGCCCCUGCUAUUUGUUGAGCACUUAUUCUGUGCCAGGCGCUGGGAUUCUCUUGACAACUGUGAUGGGCAAGGUAGCUGGAAAUAAGGAAUUGGGAGGGAAGGUGAGAAAUUUGGUUUCAGACAUUUGGAGCUUGAGGUGUGUAAGGGAAAUCCAUGCACAGAUAUCCUGCUGGCAAGAGGAAAUCUAUUAUUGCAGUGGUGUGGGCAGUAAGGCAGAUUUAGAAGUCAUUAACACGAAAGUGGUGAUUAAAGCAAGGGCAGUGAUGAGCAAUGAUAGAAGGGAGAAGAGAAUGAAUCUCUUGAGAGCUGGGAAGGAUGAGAAAGUACAUGAAGCAAUAGAUGGGGAAAGUAUUAUGGAGGUCAUGCUUGAUGGUUUCAAUUUUGUCUACAUAGUAUUGGGCAAGGUCAAGGGUGAAAGUAGGGAAGGAAAGGGGCAUGCUGCUCAGAACCCGACCCAGAAGAGUCUCAAGAGUGAACAAGGGUUAUUUGGCAAAGGGACAUACAACUCGAGGAUAUUGCUUCUGGCUUGUCCCUUCAGUGAGGAGAAGUUGAUAGUUUUCUCUUUGAGAUUUAGAGCCAUCAUCAUGAGGAUUAGUCUUUUCUGGAUGACUCUUUUUACUCAGAUUAAUGGUUUCCAGUUUGGGAUGGCAAAAUAUCCGUGCACUUUGGAGAGAAAUUCUCCUAGCAGCUAUUACCAAGAUGGAGAUUUGGUUAUUGGAGGACUCCUCUCUCUGGAGGUCACGGUCAUUCACGGUCAUUUAGGUGCUAGAAAUCAAUUCACCAUGCAGCCUCUUUUCUUCUCUGAUCCUAUACAGUAUUUCACCAAAUACUACCAGCAUCUCCUGGCUCUUGUGUUUGCUGUGGAGGAGAUCAACAAGGACCCCAUCCCUUUACCCAACAUUUCUCUGGGCUUCCACCUCUUCAACGUCCACUUCCUUACCUAUAUUGCCAUAGAGAGUUCCGUGGCUUUGCUCUCAGGAAGAACUGCUGCAGUGGUCCCCAACUACAGCUGUAAGCAGGAGGAGCAGGACAAGCUGGUGGCUGUUAUAGGAGGAAUGUCAUUAGCAGUAUCCAUGGCCAGCUCCUGGGUGCUGGGGCUCUUUGACUUGCCCAAGAUCUGCUAUGGUCCAGUGGACUCCAUUCUCAAGGAUAAAGCUCAGUUCCCCUCUCUCUAUCAAAUCUCUAUGAUGUCUCCAGAUCUGCACUUGGGAAUGAUCCAUCUCAUGAAACAUUUUCAUUGGGUCUGGAUUGGCCUCCUGGUCACCAAUGACAUUAGAGGGCAGACGUUCGCCAAGACCAUGACAGAGGAAAUAGCCAAGAAUGGAAUCUGUGUGGCUUACACUGAGAGAAUCCAGGAAUACUUUACUAAAAAUAUAAAUACAGUUAGUUCUUAUUACGAAAGCAUUAUUAAAUCAUCAGCCAAUGUGGUUGUUGUCUAUGGGGAUACUUUCUCUUUAUUGCUUUUUGUACUUAAUAUGAUUAGUAUUCCUGUUAUUGGUAAAGUUUGGGUCACCACCUCGGAUUGGGAUUUUACCACAAGUUCCUUAGACAGAGAUACCUUUUUCCAAGGUGCCUUGUUAUUUUCAGGCCACAGGAAUGAAAUUCCGGGUUUCAGUGAUUUUGAGCAGAUCCUGAACCCUGGGAAAUAUCCACAGAACACUCGAUUCCACACCAAAGCUGGUUAUCAGGUCGAUUUGGAUGACCCCAACAAGGUGACAAGUAGAUUUGAAAUCUUGAACUAUCAGAUUUUCCAAACUGGCACCGCAGCACAUGUCAAAGUGGGAGAAUUUAACUCCCUGGCCCCAGCUGGAAACGUUUUCAAUAUCCAUGAGGAGAGGAUAAUGUGGGACAAGCUAUUUUCUCAGAUCCCUUGCUCCGUGUGCUGUGAAAGCUGUGGGCCGGGAUUCAGGAAAACAGCUCAGGAAGGAAAAGCUGCCUGCUGCUAUGACUGAGUCUGCUGCUCUGAAGGAGAGAUCACCAAUCAGACAGAUAUGGAUCACUGUGUAAGGUGUCCUGAAGAUCAAUAUCCAAAUUAUCGAGGAGAUGAGUGCACCCUGAAAAUUUUGAACUUCCUGUCCUAUGAGGAACCUUUGGGAAUGGCGGUGUUCAUAGCUCUUGGUUUAUCACUCCUCACUGCUCUGGUUUUGGGGAUAUUUAUACACCACCGGAACACGCCCAUAGUGAAAGCUAAUAACUGCACUCUCAGUUACACCCUCCACACAGCCCAGCUGCUGUGCUUCCUGUCCUCCUUGACUUUCAUUGGUUGUCCUGGCCUGGUGUCCUGUGUCUUACAACAAAUAGUCUUUGGAGUCUUCUUUUCUGUGGCUAUUUCUUCCGUGUUGGCAAAAACCAUCACUGUGGUCUUGGCCAUCAGGGCCACCAAGCCAGGAAGCAGAAUGAGGACUUGGUUGGGCCCCAGGGCAUCAAGUUCCAUCGUCCUCGUCUGCUCCCUCGUUCAAGUGGGAGUCUAUGUUUUCUGGCUGGGAAGCUCCCCACCGUUCCCCGACGUGGACAUGGCAUCAGAGCCUGGUCUCAUCAUUGUCCAGUGCAAUGAGGGCUCCACAUUUGUCUUCUACUGCGUCCUUGGCUACAUGGGGUUCCUGGCACUAGUCAGUUUCAUUGUGGCCUUCCUGGCCAGGAGGCUACCCGACAGCUUCAACGAGGCCAGGUUCAUCGCAUUCAGCAUGCUGGUGCUCUGCAGCAUCUGGGUCUUCCUACCCAAGUACCUGAGCACCAAGGGCAAGGUCAUGGUGGUAGUUGAGAUUUUCUCCAUCCUGGCUUCCAGUGCUGGGCUCCUGGGCUGUAUCUUUGGACCCAAGGUCUACAUCAUCCUGCUGAGGCCAGACAGGAACACUAAAGGACAGUUACUGGAGCGACAGGGGAAUCAUGAAAUGGGACGUUAG